UUCAAAUCAGUCAUAACUAGUCAAGAUGAAGAUGGCAUAUCUGAAGUAGAAUUCAAAAUUGAGGACGAAGUUGUAAAAGAGUCUCCUAGCAUCUUGGAUUCCUCAGCUUUAACAAGAGAGAGACACAUCUCAAUUCAAAGGCAACUUGCUGAUCUAGAGAAGUUAGCUUUUGUAACUGAAGGAGAUUUUGAGUCUGCCAAUUCAUUGAAUUCAGAUAAUCUUGAUGCAGGAAACAAACAGUCUUGUCCAUUAUGCCCUAGGGAAAAAUUUAGAGCUUGUAAUAGCCAUAAGCUUCGUCGUCACCUUCAAAAUUUACACUGGAAAGUCUCAGUUGAAUUUGAAGGUUACAGAAUGUGCAUCUGUCACUUACCUUGUCGACCAGUGAAACCAAACAUUAUUGGAGAACAGAUUUCCAGUAAAAUGGGCGCCCAUUAUCAUUGUAUCAUUUGUUCAGCAACAAUCACCAGAAGGACCGAUAUGCUAGGACAUAUUAGGCGCCAUGUGAAUAAAGGAGAGACUAAAUCCAAGUUUAUUGCUGCAUCUGCUGCUAAACCACCUAAUGAAAUUUUGAAAGAAGCAGACACAGAUGUACAAGUUUGUCCUAACUAUUCUAUACCUCAGAAAACAGAUUCCUACUUUAAUCCCAAAAUGAAACUAAAUCGGCAGUUAAUAUUUUGUACGUUGGCUGCUUUGACUGAGGAACGAAAACCUUUGGAGUGUCUGGAUGCCUUUGGAGCAACUGGAAUAAUGGGAUUACAAUGGGCAAAACAUCUUGGAAAUGCAGUGAAGGUUACAAUUAAUGACUUGAACGAAAACUCUGUGACAUUGAUUCAGGAAAAUUGCCAUUUAAACAAAUUAAAAGUGGUGGUAGACAAUAAAGAAAAGGGAGAAAAUGAUGAUGUUCUUGAAGAAGGAGAGGAAAACUUUGGUAAUAUUAAGGUGACCAAAAUGGAUGCCAAUGUACUGAUGCAUUUGAGAUCUUUUGAUUUUAUACACCUAGACCCUUUUGGAACAUCAGUCAACUACCUAGAUUCUGCAUUCAGAAAUAUAAGAAACCUUGGCAUAGUGUCAGUGACUUCUACAGAUAUCAGUUCUCUAUAUGCCAAGGCACAACAUGUUGCCCGGCGCCACUACGGCUGUAAUAUUGUCCGAACUGAAUAUUACAAGGAGCUUGCAGCCAGAAUUGUUGUAGCUGCAGUGGCAAGAGCUGCAGCCCGAUGUAACAAAGGCAUUGAAGUACUGUUUGCAGUGGCUCUGGAACAUUUUGUGUUGAUAGUUGUAAGAGUUUUGAGGGGCCCCACUUCUGCAGAUGAAACAGCCAAGAAGAUUCAAUACCUGAUCCACUGUCAGUGGUGUGAAGAGAGAAUUUUUCAGAAGGAUGGUAAUAUGGUAGAAGAAAAUCCAUAUAGACAGCUGCCUUGUAACUGUCAUGGAAGCAUGCCUGGGAAGACAGCAAUAGAACUUGGACCUUUAUGGUCAAGUUCCCUUUUCAAUACUGGAUUCCUCAAGAGAAUGUUAUUUGAAUCUCUCCAUCAUGGUUUAGAUGACAUUCAGGCCCUAAUAAAGACAUUAAUCUUUGAAUCAGAGUGUAGUCCACAAUCUUCAGUUCACAUACCUUCCAAUCUCAACAAGCAAGAAGAAUACGGUGUAUUUAUUAAAACUACAGAUGAUACCACAACAGAUUACAUUGCACAAGGAAAGAGAAAAAGUAAUGAAACAAUCACACACUUAACAAAGAGGCAGAAGAGCGACAGCAGUACUGAACACCCUCCCUUUUACUACAACAUUCACAGACACAGCAUUAAAGGAAUGAAUAUGCCAAAGUUAAAAAAGUUUUUGUGCUAUCUUUCCCAAGCAGGCUUUCGAGUAAGCCGAACGCAUUUUGACCCAAUGGGUGUUCGUACAGAUGCACCUCUGAUGCAGUUUAAAUCUAUUCUUUUAAAGUAUAGCACGCCCACCUACACUGGAGGACAGCCUGAGGGCCACGUCCAGUCAGCAUCUGAAGAUACAGUAGCUGACAGGGUUGAAGUGUCAGUGAAUGACAAAGCAGAAGCGAGCAGCUGCACGAGAUGGUAAACAGGAAUGCGUAUGUGUAUAGGUGACCUGACAGUUCUCUCUAGCAACUGUGGUUUGUUUUCUAUUCUUUCAAGUCAGUGAUGUUAAAAUAAAUUACAGUAAGUGCUGUUUUCACUCAGAAAAUUAGCAGUUUCUAACUUGGUUUGGGAGCUAUGCUUUCCAAGUUUUUAUUUUAAAGAAAACAAAACUUUAAUGAAAACAUUUCCUAGGAUGUCAAAUUAAUGAUUGAGAUCACCCUGUUUAAUAAUUCAGAAAAUUUUCACAAAGUGUUUGCAGUUUUAUAUGGUAUGGAAGCCAUCCUUUACUAUUCCUAAUUACAUCUCUCCUUAAACUGAUUCAUGUUUUCUUGUUUGUAGCAUACGAAAUGAAACUAUUAUCCUGUACAUGUUAAAAUGACCCUGAAUAGAACAACAGUUCCUUCCAGGCCACUCAUAUAUUUUGCAAUUGCAUAGCUAAAAUAAUUGUUUUAAGAAAACUACACCUCCCCAUAAAUUGACGUUUUUAAUUUAUUACUAGCUUUUGAGAAUUAUUUGUCUGGGAUAGAAAUACAUUUUAAGUGUAAGCUUUAGAUGACUAAACUUCAGAGUAAGGUUUUGUCAAUGUAAAUUGAGACCACUGUUCUUUAUAAAAAUUGUUCACAAGCACUGAAGUUCUGAAAAGAUUUUGUUUAGCAAAUUGGGUGGUCUCAAGUGCCUCAUUUAAUGCACGAACAAUAUUCAUUUGCUUGGUUAUGCUACCUCUCAGAAGUAUAAAACUUAUUAAUUUAUGAAGUGAAGAUUCUUGGGGGCUUGUGUAGUUGGAGGGGGGAUGCGAGCUAAUUUUAGGCUAACCUAUGAAAGUUGAGUUGGAAAAAGUCUGUUCCCAUUAAUAAAUAUUGCUUUUGCCUCAUUUGAAUAUAAUGAAAGGACUUGUUAUAAAGCUUAGAUUUUUGUUUCUAGGAUUUAAUCCAAAUUUACUUUGAAGUGUUCCUCAAAGGAAAUAACUUUUUACAAGCCUUUAAGUUAGGGGGUUGGGGAUGUAGAGGGGGUUAUAACUGAAAGGCUUAAGUGUACAACAUUAAAAAAAGCACCCCAUAACAUACAAAAUACCAGGGAGUGCGAUUUAGGUUAAAAAAGAGUACUGAAUUAGUAGAAACCAAAGAAAAUGUGGUAGCACAUUACUGAGGAUAUUUUUGUUUUCUCCAGUUAACAGAAUCAUACAUUUAAAUCAAGGCGCUUAAGUUGGUUUCUAUGACCAUUAAAAAUACCAAUUCUUGGGGCUCUCCCUGGUGGCACAAGGGGUUAAAGCACCACAUUAUGAAGCUCUCUG
Condylura cristata (star-nosed mole) is the source of this 3384-nucleotide messenger RNA. It is a transcript of the gene TRMT1L, whose product is annotated as tRNA methyltransferase 1 homolog (S. cerevisiae)-like. Gene Ontology annotation, biological process: tRNA N2-guanine methylation. Gene Ontology annotation, cellular component: nucleus. Gene Ontology annotation, molecular function: RNA binding. Lineage: Eukaryota; Metazoa; Chordata; Mammalia; Eulipotyphla; Talpidae. The record is from RefSeq and is a predicted model, not a curated record. Bases 352 to 2076 code for a protein of 574 amino acids. The transcript is spliced from 15 exons.